AUGGACCACACUCAAAUGCACGAUGAAGAUUUCCUUCCGGGCACCACACGGCUGGUAGAAGAUGUUGAACAAGCCCAAAACCCCAACCUCCUCAAACACGGAAACAUCGUUUUAGAACCUCAGCCUACCUCAUCACCUCUCGAUCCGCUCAAUUGGUCCCGUACACGAAAAUAUUGGCAUGCUUUCCUAGUUUGUUUUAUCACAGGUCUGACGGCUGCUACCUCUAACGACGCGGGCUCGGCGCAAGAUGGUAUGAAUGCAGAAUACGGAAUUACAUAUGAUGCAAUGAAUACUGGGGCUGGAGUUUUGUUUGUUGGAAUUGGUUAUUGGACUUUGUUGAUCUCGCCUGCUGCGUGGUUAUAUGGAAGAAGAGUCACAUAUAUCAUUUGUUUGACGCUAGGAGUUAUUGGUGCUAUAUGGAUGGCGCGUGUGCAAUCUACAAGAGACUCGAUCUGGAAUCAGCUUUUUGUGGGAGCAUCUGAAGCGUGUGCCGAAGCCAAUGUGCAGCUUUCCCUUUCGGAUUUAUUCUUUCAACAUCAAAGAGGUAGUGUCCUAGGUAUUUACGUUUUGUCGACUAGUAUCGGUACCUACUUAGGUCCAAUUAUUGCUGGAUAUAUUGCUGGCGGACCUCUAGGCUGGCGAUGGAUUGGAUGGUGGUCCGUCAUCAUUUCCUCCUGCACCAUCGUCGUGUGUUACUUUACCCUCGAAGAAACAAUGUUUGACCGACCCGAAUCUGCAUACGAAGUCCCAAUAAACGGGAUUGGAUCCCAAGCAAAGGUUGACGAAACUCCAUUUCGCAACAUCAACGAGAAGGAAACAGCUCUAGAAACGACCCCCUCCGACACACCUCCCAUUUCACCUUCUCCAGUCCCCGCCAAAAAAUCCUUCCGUGAACGCAUCCAGCUAAUUACGCCUGCAUCUAAUCUCAAAGGAACGGGAUUUAAACAAUACUUUUCGCGUCUCUUCCACACCCUCCGCAUCUUCACUUUCCCCGCUGUCUGGUACAGUGGCUUGCAAUGGGGCGCCCAAGACGCUUGGCUCACCUUCUACCUUACACUCGAAGAAGAUAACUGGACUGAUGCUCCUUGGAACUAUUCUACUAUUGGUUCUGGUCUCAUGAACGUUCCUUGUUUGAUCGGCGCCAUUAUUGGUUGUUUCUGGGGUGGUUACCUUUCCGAUGUUUUUGUACUUUGGUAUUCUAAAAGAUACCGCCAUGGUAUUCUCGAAGCCGAGGAUCGUCUCUGGAUGAUGUACCCAUGUGCUAUCUUUUCACCCUUGGGGAUGUUUAUCUUUGGUCUCGGGACGGCGUAUAAGUGGUCAUGGCCGGCUCCAUAUGUAGGACUUGGGUUUAUCGGUUUUGGAUGGGGUUGUGCGGGAGAUUUGUCGAUGUCUUACCUCAUGGACGCAUAUCCCGAAAUGGUACUCGAAGGAAUGGUGGGAGUUAGCGUCAUAAACAAUACAAUCGGAUGUAUCUUUACAUUCGCAGCAAGUUAUUGGUUGGAUACAGGAGUUAAACAGACAUUCAUCGCGAUUGGAGUCUUAGAUUUUGUAUUCGUUAUGUGUACAUGGCCAAUGAUGCGCUUUGGAAAGAGCUGUAGAAGAUGGACCAAAGGAAGAUAUUUGGAUUUUGUGAGGAGUAGGGAUGCUUUAUGA
This is a messenger RNA of Sclerotinia sclerotiorum 1980 UF-70, 1653 nucleotides long. RefSeq lists its product as hypothetical. NCBI's taxonomy places the organism in Eukaryota, Fungi, Ascomycota, Leotiomycetes, Helotiales, Sclerotiniaceae. Gene Ontology annotation, molecular function: transmembrane transporter activity. The transcript has a single exon. The record is from RefSeq and is a predicted model, not a curated record. Gene Ontology annotation, biological process: transmembrane transport. The coding region runs from base 1 to 1653 and encodes 550 amino acids.